AUGACUAUAACUUCUGAAAACUUACGACAUCCUCACCCUCAUCCUCGUCCUCAUCACGACGAUCUGGCUCAUAAAGAUAAUAACAACGAGAACAAGAGGAUUAAACCCAACGAUAUGGACAACAGCAUCAACAGCAACAACAACAGCAGCAGCAACAAUAAUAAUAAUAAUACGAAUGAUAAUACAAAUAAUAAUACAAAUAAUAAUACAAAUACUACAUCAAAAUCUAACAUAUCAUCAACAACAACAACACCGCCUCCUAUAUUCAAAUUACAUUCACAAAUUGUCGAAUCCAUUUUUCGGCACUUGAAAUCAUUGGAAAUAGUCCAUUGCGCUCAAGCAUGUCGUCAAUGGAAUAAACUGGUUCGUAAAUCGGUGUAUCUACAAUUAAUGUUAAGACAGCAUAUGCAUCAAUCACAAUCAUAUGACGGUGAAAGAGAUUUCCCAGCAGGAGAAAGAUUAAGAAGGUUAUUAACAAGAGAAACCAAUAUAGAUUUAUUAAGACCUAGAAUAACGGAAUUCGAUUUACCUCAAGAUCAAUUCUUACAUUCAGUCGCAGGUAAAUAUGUUGUCACUCAACCAGUUGAUCAACCUACUAAAUUAGAAAAAGAAGAUAAAGGUAAAUGGACUUUGUGUACCGUAUGGGUACAUGGUAAACCAACAAAAGUUAAAGUGGAUUUUAAACCGUAUACGGACCUGUUCGAUGUUGAUAUACAUAAUGAUGUCAUUAUCGUACAAGAAGAUGAAGGUCAUGGUAAAGAUGCAAAAACAAAUUUGAAUAUGAGAAUCUUACACUUGUUUAACCAGACUGAAGAUGCCGAACCGUACGAAAGAGGUGGUUUCAGAAUUAGAGAAGAGGGUUGGGAUGGCGAGGAACCUCAUAAUGUUAGUUUGACAGCUGGUCAAAGAGUCAUGAUCUGGUGUGGUGGUAUAGCUUGGAUUUAUGAUUGGGGUAAAGGUGAACGUUUGGGUCGACUCCCACCGGUGGCUCCAGCCAUCUGGGAAAGUAAUUUGGGUAUGGCUUGGGCAGGAAAAGGAAUUGCCCUCGGUCUUGAUAUGCCUCAUAAUCCAGCUGCAGAUGUACCCAAUCAAGCUGCCACCCUUGCUGUUUUCGAAGUCGAUACCACUUAUCCUGGGACGAGUUCCUUGCCGCUUUUAUUGGAACUACCAUUUUGUGCGGAUUUACUUGAUUCAACAGUCCGUGAUUUGCUGGAUCUUCCCGAAAGUGCUACUGUCGUCGUAAAAGAUCAAGAUCAUAUACCAUUUUUACAACGGAACGGUCCAUUUGGAUUGAUAUUGGUCGCGACUGAAUUUGUGAUAAAUGAAGAUAUAGAAUGGAGGUUAGUGAUCGUUUUACCGACAAGUAGAUUGCAACAAUUCAAAUUGGAAAAACGACGUGAAAUACCACCACCGGAUGUGGCCUGGGGAGAUGAAUGGGAUCCUUUUGCAGGUAUAAAUCCAAUCCCUUAUGCUAAAUGGUCCAAACAUUCUUAUACUUGGUGUGAACCAAUCAGUUCCCCUUCUUAUUAUCAAGGUUUCUAUGAAGCUCAAAACAGUUUACGGCUCUAUAAUUAUAAUUAUGAGUUAUUGAAACGACAUGGACUUCUUCGUUUAUCUGUUUUAGAUUUCAAUCAAAGGAGACUAAGAGGUCUAGCAUGUGAUUUUAGGAAUUUAGGUGGUUUAGGUAGGGUUGGCGAAUUGACUAAUCAAUCAGAUGAUCCAGAUAGAAGAAAACCAAUUCGAUAUCGUAGAGAUGUUAUCCGACCUGUACAUGAGGUCGACGAUGGAAAUCUUGGAUGUACCGAGAUAUCCGGUGAUUUCGUUCUUGGCCAAUCUGGAAUCGCCAACGUGAUCUUAUUCGAUGGAGAAAGGUUGUUCCUCCAACAGAAGGAAGCUGGUAAAUGCUGGAUACUUGAUUUUGGAGUUAGAGAAAUAGCUGGUAAAGCAGGAGAAGCUCCAGAAGCUGAAAAUAAAGAAAAAGCGUCCGACUGA
Kwoniella shivajii is the source of this 1992-nucleotide messenger RNA. RefSeq lists its product as uncharacterized. Gene Ontology annotation, molecular function: protein binding. Bases 1 to 1992 code for a protein of 663 amino acids. NCBI's taxonomy places the organism in Eukaryota, Fungi, Basidiomycota, Tremellomycetes, Tremellales, Cryptococcaceae. The transcript is spliced from 5 exons. The record is from RefSeq and is a predicted model, not a curated record.